AUGUCAUUCAGUUUGAACCCUCUGUCGACGCUCAAUUCGGCGUCGACUUUGAAUCUGGCCAACUCCACUAGUGCUGCCACUGGUCAGGAACUUGCCAACGACGUGCUUGUGGCCAAUGGGCCCGAAGACAGUAUAAGUGAUUUGUCGUUUUCUCCUCAGCAAGAGCUUCUCGCCGUGGCCAGCUGGGACAGCAAGGUGAGAAUCUACGAGGUUGAUCCUAACUCGGGUCAGAACCAGGGGAAGGCGUUGUUUGAGCAUGAAGGCCCCGUGUUCAGUGCUCGAUGGUCCUCAGAUGGAACAAAGGUUUGCAGUGGUGCUGCGGAUAAGCAGGUGAAGCUCUUUGACUUGGCUUCUCAGCAGGCCCAGCAGAUUGGUGUUCACGAUGCUCCUGUGAGAGCAGUGAGGUUUGUUCAGUGUGGGCCUACCAACACCGAGGUGGUGGUGAGCGGAUCGUGGGACAAAACGUUGAAAUACUGGGACACAAGGUCUCCCCAGCCGAUUUCCACGAUCAAUUUGCCAGAAAGGGUCUACUGCAUGGACUCUGCUCAAAAGCUUUUGGUUGUCGGAUGUGCUGAUAGACACGUUGCUGCCAUCGACCUCAACAACCCCCAGCAGAUCGCCAAGUCGCUGCAGUCGACGUUGAAGUACCAGACCAGAUGUGUGGCCUGUUACCCUCAAGGCAACGGGUAUGCGAUUGCCUCCAUAGAAGGCAGAUGUGCCAUUCAGUACAUUGAUGAAGCUGAGCAGCAGAAGUCGGGGUUUUCGUUUAGAUGCCACAGGAAGUUCCCCAAUGGGCAGCCAGCCACAACCUCGGCACGGACCGUCAGCAACCAGGAGGUGCAAGUGUACCCUGUGAACUCGAUCUCGUUCCAUCCGAUCUACGGUACGUUUGCCACGGCAGGGUCGGACGGAACCUUCUGUUUCUGGGAUAAGGACGCCAGACAGAGGUUGAAGAAUUUCCCCAAUGUCGACUCCCCCAUCACCGCCACUGCCUUCAACAGAAACGGUACGAUCUUUGCCUACGCCAGGAGUUACGAUUGGUCACAGGGACACCAGAACAACCGUCCGGACCUUCCCAACGAGAUCAAGCUACAUGCCACAAAAGAUGACGAGAUCAAGCAGAAGAAAAGGCGAUGA
Molecule: messenger RNA, 1137 nt
Organism: Candidozyma auris
Lineage: Eukaryota; Fungi; Ascomycota; Pichiomycetes; Serinales; Metschnikowiaceae
Gene: GLE2
Product: RNA export factor
Exons: 1
Coding region: 1-1137 (378 amino acids)
Biological process (GO): transcription-dependent tethering of RNA polymerase II gene DNA at nuclear periphery; RNA export from nucleus
Cellular component (GO): nuclear pore
Molecular function (GO): RNA binding; ubiquitin binding
Source: RefSeq, a predicted model, not a curated record